Tarenaya hassleriana is the source of this 2167-nucleotide messenger RNA. Its product is annotated as probable pectinesterase/pectinesterase inhibitor 51. The record is from RefSeq and is a predicted model, not a curated record. NCBI's taxonomy places the organism in Eukaryota, Viridiplantae, Streptophyta, Magnoliopsida, Brassicales, Cleomaceae. Gene Ontology annotation, molecular function: pectinesterase inhibitor activity; pectinesterase activity. The transcript has 2 exons. The coding region runs from base 237 to 2009 and encodes 590 amino acids. Gene Ontology annotation, biological process: cell wall modification.
CUCUCUCUCUCUCUCUCUCUCUCUCUCUCUCUCAAUGUGCGCAUUUCACAGUUUCCACUAUGAACCGUCCGUGACUCUGGUGGCCACGCCUCUUCUUCCCACCCGUGAUCCUCUUUCUCUCUCCCUCACAUUCAAUUAUUCUUAAUUCCUUUGAUUUUGAUUUUUCUGCAUUUUCUCUGAUUGCCCAAUUCGAUUAAUCCUCCUCCUACGCAAUAUAUAAACCCCCUUCCCCUCCAAUGGCUUCUCCGAAACUCCCGCAUUCCCUCUCCUCCUCCUCCGCCUCCCCUUUCGCUCCAUCCGCCGUCAAAUCUCACCGGAAAAAGUCCCCCUCCCGCUGCUGCUGCUUCAUCAUCCUGGCCAUGUCCACCGUUCUCCUCCUCUUCUCCGUCUUCUUCUUUUUCUCCAUGUCUCACUCCUACCGCCACAGCCGCCACCAUCCCCCCGCCUUCCGCGAAAAUUCUCCGCCGUCGGCUCCCCCCGUCGCUCAGAUCCGACUCGCCUGUAAGGCGACUCGGUUCCCGGACCCCUGCGUCGCCUCCCUCUCCGAACCGGGUCGGGUCCCUCCGGAUCCGAACCCAUCCAAGAUCAUCCACUCCGCCAUCGCCGUCUCCUUCGACAAUCUCAAAAUCGCUCAAUCCAAGGUCAAGUCCGUCCUGGACUCGUCCGCGGCGAAUCCCAACCGCACCAAAGUCGCCAACACGUGCCUAGAGAUCCUCUCCUACUCCGAGCACCGGACCGUAUCGACGGACGAGGCAUUGGCACGUGGCAAGAUCAAGGACGCUCGCGCCUGGAUGAGCGCGGCCGUCGCCUACCAGUACGACUGCUGGUCCGGCCUCAAGUACGUAAACGACACGGAGCAGGUCGGCGAAACGAUGUCGUUUCUCGACGGCCUCGUCAAACUCAGCAGCAACGCCUUGAGCAUGAUGGUCUCUUACGACAACUUCGGAGACGACGUCGCCUCGUGGGUCCCACCCGCGACAGAGCGGGACGGGUUCUGGCAGAAGGCUGGGCCGAGUGUGGACCCGGGUACUGGGCCGAGACUGGGCUUUCCGUCGGGCUUAACGGAGGACGUGACGGUGUGCAAGGUCGGAGGUAACGACUGUUACAAGACGGUGCAGGAGGCCGUUGACGCGGCGCCUGAGAAUAACGGAGGGCGUAAGUUCGUGAUACGGAUUAAGGAAGGAGUGUACGAGGAGACCGUUAGGGUUCCGUUUGAGAAGAAGAACGUGGUGUUCAUCGGUGACGGGAUGGGCAAAACGGUCAUUACAGGGUCGUUGAACGUUGGUCAACCAGGGAUGACCACGUAUAACUCUGCAACUGUCGGUGUGCUUGGCGAUGGAUUCCUGGCUCGUGAUCUGACCAUCCAGAACACGGCCGGACCGGACGCUCACCAGGCAGUGGCGUUCAGAUCGGACAGCGACUUCUCCAUACUCGAGAACUGUGAGUUUCUUGGGAACCAAGACACCGUCUAUGCUCACUCCCUCCGACAGUUCUACAGAAACUGUCGGAUCCAAGGCAACGUCGACUUCAUCUUCGGCAACUCCGCCUCCGUCUUCCAAGACUGUCAGAUUCUCGUCGCCCCGAGGCAGAGCCAACCGGAGCAUGGCGAGAACAACGCCGUCACUGCCCACGGGAGGAUCGAUCCGUCUCAGUCCACGGGCUUUGUGUUCUUGAACUGCUCGAUAAACGGGACGAACGAGUACAUGACGCUGUUCAAAGCAAACCCUAAAGUGCACAAGAACUACUUGGGAAGGCCGUGGAAGGAAUUCUCGAGGACGGUGUUCAUCGGGUGCAACUUGGAGGCAUUGAUAACGCCCGACGGGUGGAUGCCUUGGAGCGGGGAUUUCGCGCUGAAAACGCUCUUUUACGGGGAGUAUAAGAACACGGGUCCGGGUUCAGACACGAAGCAUAGGGUCGCGUGGAGUAGUCAGAUACCGGACGAGCAUGUCCACGUCUAUUCCGUGGCUAAUUUUAUUCAGGCCGACGAGUGGGCAUCCACAACUGCUUGAUCUAUAUAUCACGAACCCAUCAACCGGUAGUGUUUGGUGUAUGGUUCAUAGGAGUUUUUAAGUGUCUAGGGACUAUAAUCCUAAAGAAAGAAUUCAUCAUUGUACCUUCUGUAGUUUUUACUUGACCAAAAAUAACAUAAAGACACCUUCCUUUCCAU